AACAUAAUAAUCUAAUUGUCACUUAAGCCUAUCAUAACAUCAGUAAGUUGCUUAGCAACGGGUGACGCCCUUCGGUAUAAAAUGAGAUUUUUCGCGGGUGAUUGUACUAUUUUGUGUCCAUUUCUUCAUUGUGUGAUGCACUUAGGCUUACGUGAUCGAUAAUCAUUUCUCUAUAAAAUAGUGUACGGUUUCUGUUAGUGAGUUUAUAAGCUGUGUAGCUUACGAGACGUCACACUACUCAUUUUAUUUUCUUUUGUUUACCGAAAUUUGAAUAAUCACAGCCUUCAAUAUAAGAUCUACAGUAUUAAUUUAUCUUAAUGUUGAGUAAAAUAACAAUUUCGUAAGCGCGGUUGGAAUUUGAUUGUGGGUGACGCCCUUCCAACGUUGAAACAGGUCACAAUAAAGUUCUAAUUGACCCGAAAGCAGUGGAUGAACUGUGAUGGCUGAAGAAAAAGGAGACACUAAAGAGCAGAAAGCUCAGUCUCCAGUAGAAGGUAAAAAUACGAAUUCAAGCCCCGAAACUAAUGCUAAAAACAAUAAAGAAGUAAAAAAAGACAAUGCGAACAGAGGAAGAUUAAUGAUUUGUCAAGUUCGAUUAUUGGAUGGAACAGAUUUUGAAAGUCACGUUGAAAGACGAGCUAAAGGAAAAGAAGUUUUUGACCAAAUAUGUGACCAUUUAAAUUUACUUGAAAAAGAUUAUUUUGGUCUUUCUUACAUUGAUACUGAUAAUUGCAGGAGUUGGCUAAACAAUGAAAAAAGAAUUAGCAAGCAAGUUAAAAAUACACCAUGGGUACUUCAGUUUGAAGUGAAAUUUUAUCCACCUGAUCCUUCCCAACUUCAAGAAGAUAUUACACGAUAUCAACUGUGUUUACAAGUUAGAAGUGAUAUUCUUAUUGGAAAACUUCCUUGCUCAUUUGUGACACAUGCAUUACUUGGCUCGUUUUUGGUACAAGCAGAAUUGGGUGAUUAUGAAUAUGAAGAACAUGGAACAAAUUAUUUGUCAAAUUUUCAUUUUGCACCCAACCAAACUGCUGAGCUAGAAGAAAAAGUUAUGGAGUUGCACAAACAACACAAAGGUCAAACACCAGCAGAAGCUGAAGUUCAUUAUUUAGACAAUGCAAAAAAAUUAGCUAUGUAUGGAGUUGACUUACACCAUGCUAAAGAUUCCGAAGGUAUUGAUAUCAUGUUAGGAGUGUGUGCUUCUGGAUUAUUGGUGUAUAGGGAAAGAUUACGUAUUAAUAGAUUUGCGUGGCCUAAAAUUCUGAAAGUCUCAUAUAAAAGGAACAAUUUUUAUAUCAAAAUUCGACCUGGCGAGUUUGAACAAUUUGAAAGUACAAUUGGAUUUAAACUAGCCAAUCAUAGAGCAGCUAAAAGGUUGUGGAAAGUUUGUGUAGAACAUCAUACAUUUUUCAGAUUGAUGACACCUGUAGCUCCACCUAAACAAAAACUUCUUCCAUACUUUGGUUCUAAGUUUCGUUAUUCUGGCAGAACUCAGUAUCAAACAAAGAAAGCUAGUGCAUUAAUAGAUCGUCCACCACCUGAUUUUGAACGCUCAUUAAGUACUAGACAUUUAGCUUCAAGGAGUAUGGAUGGGGGAAUGUCAGCCUUAGGUCAGUCAAAGGAUCAGCUUUCUCCUGAUAAACGCCUAGAUGAGAACAAACGACAUACACUUGCAGGUGCUCCUCAAGGAAUCUCAAAUGAGGAUUUGGAAAAAGAUAAAUAUAAAACUCCAACUGAAAAACAACCUACUGAAAAGGAUGAAGUUAAGAAAGAAGGAAAGAAACCUGUUGGUGGAGUUGCUGUUUUACCCCCAAUGGAUAUCAGAAGAAUAGAUCAAUCACCUACAGAAAAUGCUAAAGUUAUAAAGAAAAUAGAAUCAAAACCCUUGGAAUCUGGUAGAAAAUUUAAUGAUGAGGAAAAGGGAUCUCCAGAACCAAUAAAGAGUUCUCCUGGCCCUACUACUAGUACUCCAAAUCACACACAUGCAAUAUCUGUAAAAUCAGAUAAGUCAAACAUUCCAUACAAAACUUCUCCAGGAUCUCCAUAUACUAAAGAAUAUAGUCAUGAUGUUGAUGACUCUACCAAUAAGAGACCAUACAGUCCCAAAGCUCUUGGUUUUACUUAUACUGAGCAGAAUAAAAAUGCAUCAGAAGCACCGAAUGAAGAAAUAUCUUCGCCUACAAAACGUGCUACCGCCAUAGCUUUUACAUAUGCUCCAUCUGGUGUAGAUGAAAAGAUUUCUCGAAAUGCCGAGAAACCAUCUGCAGUUCAGAAAAGUGAAGUAAAAUCACCCAUAGAAGAAAAACAAAAACAGCCUACUACUUCUACUAUUACUCCUACUACUGCUGCUGCUACAACAACAACAACUACUACUACAAGUACUGUUAAGGUAGCUACAAAAGUUGAAAAUAUUGAACCUUCUUCAAGUUCAUCUGAACAUUCAUCAACUAGCAGUCUUGACCAAUAUGGAGCUGAGAAAGAAGGAAAAGCUGCAGCAGUUCAUCCAAAAGAAACAUCUCCCGAAGAUCUUUCUAAGAAGAAAGAAAAUGAACAAUUAAAGAAAAAGGAAGACCAGCCCUCUGACAUUUCAAAAGGAAUAAUUUCAACUAAACCAGUUAUAGUAGGUGUAGUUCCUGCUGGAAAGAAGAAAGAACCAUCGUCACCAACAAAGCUGGAAACUAUAAAGCCUACAGUUUUUGAAUCAAAAUCAAGUACCGUGACAAAAGAACAUGUAGAAGAACCCACAGAAAAAGGUGUCGAGAAAAGCAAAGCGACGAGUACUGUUCUCAAUGAACAGAGAAUUGUGACGCAGCAAAUAUCAAAAAGUACAAAAGUUGUUUCGGGCACUCUUGAUGAUAUCCAGCCAGCUAUUGUGAAAACUGAAACAAUCAAAUACAGUCCUACGUCAGUAAGUAACGAACAACAUUCUACCACAACUGUUCCUCUUGUUGCCACAGAGACACGUAAAGUGACAUAUCCUCCAAAUCAAACACCAAAAUCUCAAAGUCCUCCACCAAACUUGUCUUCAUCAGAGGAAAUAGGUGAAAUAAUCAGCACUUCAACUGUCUCCAGUAAAACAAGAACUGUUGAAACAAUAACUUAUAAAACAGAGAAAAAUGGAGUGGUUGAGACACGAGUGGAACAAAAAAUUACAAUACAGAGUGACGGCGAUCCCGUUGAUCACGACCAAGCACUGGUAGAAGCCAUUCAGGAGGCCACCAUGAUGAAUCCUGACAUGACUGUAGAGAAAAUAGAAAUCCAACAACAAUCCAAUAAACAGUGAUAUUUAAAAAAAGAUCAUUAUAAAUUUAUAAUAUAAGUAAAUUUAAUGAAGGAUCAAAACAAUCAUUGUGGGAGUAUUGCUUGUCGUUAAAACAUUUUUGCUAUCAUAGAGAACUAAUUUGGAAAGUGAUUCCAAGGAAAAAAAAAAAAUA
Molecule: messenger RNA, 3434 nt
Organism: Centruroides sculpturatus (bark scorpion)
Lineage: Eukaryota; Metazoa; Arthropoda; Arachnida; Scorpiones; Buthidae
Gene: cora
Product: protein 4.1-like
Exons: 17
Coding region: 440-3283 (947 amino acids)
Cellular component (GO): plasma membrane; cytoskeleton
Molecular function (GO): actin binding; structural molecule activity
Source: RefSeq, a predicted model, not a curated record